Molecule: messenger RNA, 3399 nt
Organism: Cuscuta campestris
Lineage: Eukaryota; Viridiplantae; Streptophyta; Magnoliopsida; Solanales; Convolvulaceae
Source: the annotation of a GenBank genome assembly
ACCCGGGGGCCACAACUCCCACAAGUGUUAGAAAUUUAGAAUAAAAGUCUGGCAGAAAGAAGUCUGUUGGCCACCUUUAACGAAUCAUAUGGUGUGCAGUCAGAUCAAAAUCAUAAGCUGUCGGUUCUUCAAAGUCUCCGCAUGUUUGAAGCUUGAAAAAUGAUCCCCAGAAGAAGAACGGUUCUUCUUUCUUGGAUUCUUUUGCUCAGCUUUUUCUUCAAGAGGUUUGCUGAAUCAAGGGUUGCUCGAGAAGAAGUGGAUGUUCUCCAACAAAUUUUUACUACCAUGGGUGCAAAAUAUUGGAAGUUCAAUGCGGAUUCUUGCGAAGUUGAAACUGUUGGGGUAACACGACAGCAGCUAAGUUGGUCCGAUAUCAGUGUUGAAUGUGACUGCAAUAAUGGGGAUAUUGAUUCCUGCCACAUUAUAAGCAUUGUGCUGAAGGGUCUCAGUCUUCCCGGAGUUCUUCCACCGCAACUGUCACAACUCCCUUAUAUCCAACACAUUGAUAUUGCUUACAAUUAUCUCAGUGGUACAAUACCUACUGAGUGGGCCUCAACAAAACUCAACUUCAUCUCUGUGCUUGUGAAUCGGCUGUCGGGGGAAAUACCCAAAGCAUUGGGAAAUAUUACAAGCCUCAACUAUCUAAAUCUUGAGGGGAAUCAGUUUUCAGGUGUUAUUCCUUCUGAAAUUGGAAACUUGAUAAAUUUGAAAACCUUGAUGUUGUCCUCAAAUCGUUUGGAAGGGCGCUUACCCACAUCAUUUUCGGCGCUUGUAAAUUUGCAAGAUUUCCGGAUAAGUGACAACAAUUUUUCAGGUCCAAUUCCCGAUUUCAUACAGAACUGGAAACAACUUACAAGACUAGAGAUGCAGGCUAGUGGAUUAGAAGGACCCAUCCCACGAUUUUUAUCUCUUCUUGAAAACCUAACUAAUUUGAGGAUCAGUGACAUAAAUGGACCUAGUCAGGGAUUUCCUCUCCUGAGGAGGAGCACGGGCCUAAUUACAUUGAUAUUGAGGAACUGCAAUAUUUCUGGAGAAAUUCCUUCAUAUAUCUGGAACAUGAAAUACCUUCAACUCUUGGAUGUCAGUUUCAACAAGCUAGUUGGCGGAUUUCCAGAUUUUAUUAGUGCCAGAAGUGCUUUAAAGUUUCUCUUUUUAACUGGAAACAUCCUCAGCGGGAAUAUUCCGAAGUCAAUAUUAGUAGAUGGAAUAAACAUUGAUCUUUCCUAUAAUAACUUUACAUGGCAAGGUGUUGAUGAGCCUGCUUGUCAACCUGAUCCGAAUUUACAUCUGAACUUAUACAAGAGCUUUUCAAGAGUAAGUGCAUUAAGGAGAACUCUUCCGUGUGCAGAGAAACUUGCUUGUCCUAGAUAUGUUUGUUCUAUAAAUGUAAAUUGUGGCGGAAAUGAUGUUACUCUUAAAGAAAGUGGCAACCGUGAAGUAGAAUAUGAGGGAGAUGCAGGAGUUGAAGGUGGUUCUGCUUCAAGAUAUUUCAUUAGCAGUGGAGGUAACGAUUGGGGAUUUAGCAGCACAGGUGACUUCAUGGAUGAUGGUGAUGUUCAGAACACACGUUUUGUUGUGUCACAACGAUCAACAAACCUCUCUGAAUUGUACAGUAGUGCGCGGAUUUCUCCUCUUUCACUUACUUACUUUGGUUAUUGCUUGGAGAAUGGGAACUAUAAUGUGACUCUUUACUUCGCGGAGAUUGUUUUCAGAAAUGACAGUACAUACCUGAGUCUUGGAAGGCGUGUAUUUGACAUUUACAUUCAGGACAAACUAGUUUGGAAAGGGUUUAAUAUUGAAGAAGAGGCUCAAGGAGCGCAAAGGCCUGUUAUUAGGCACUUUAAUGCCAGUGUAAUUGAUAACACCUUGGAGAUUCGCCUUUACUGGGCUGGUAAGGGGACAACACGCAUCCCUCUUUCAGGGCAUUAUGGUCCCCUAGUAUCAGCUAUCUCAGUCAAUCCGUAUAUGAAAUCUUGUUUAGGUGGGACAAAAAAGCACCCGAUUAUUAUCAGUAUUGUUGGAGCAGUGAGUGCAGUUGUUGUGUUUUUCAUACUUGGCUUGCUAUGGUGGAAUGGCUAUCUACAAUGUAGAGGGGGGCAUGAUCCAGAAGUUGAUUCACAAAUGGUUACCUUUACGUUAAAACAAAUAAAAGUUGCCACCAAUAAUUUUGAUGCUUCAAAAAAGAUCGGAGAAGGCGGUUUUGGCCCAGUAUACAAGGGACGGUUAUCUGAUGGCACAUUAAUAGCAGUGAAGCAACUCUCAUCCAAAUCAAGGCAGGGAAACAAAGAAUUUUUGAAUGAGAUGGGCAUGUUUUCUUGUUUGCAACAUCCUAAUGUUGUAAAGCUUUUUGGGGGUUGUGUUGAAGGAGAUCAGUUACUGCUUGUAUAUGAAUACAUGGAGAACAACAGCCUCGCCAAUGUUCUUUUCAAGGAAAAUGAGUUGGUGUUAGACUGGUCAACAAGGUUAAAGAUUUGUAUUGGUAUUGCUAGAGGUUUGACUUUUCUGCAUGAGGAGUCCAGCCUCAGAAUUGUUCAUCGAGAUGUUAAAGCGACAAAUGUGCUUCUUGAUGGAAACAUGAAUCCCAAAAUCUCAGACUUUGGACUGGCAAGGCUCAAUGAAGACGAUAAGAGCCAUAUCAGUACUCGAAUUGCAGGAACAGUAGGAUACAUGGCUCCUGAAUAUGCACUUUGGGGUCACUUGACCUACAAGGCAGACGUCUACAGCUUUGGAAUCGUUCUGCUGGAAGUUGUUAGCGGGAAGAGCAACAAUAACUUUGCACCAAUCGGCAAUUGUGUUUGUCUUUUAGAUUGGGCUUGUUUCUUGCUGCUAAGUGGGAAGGCAGAGGAGAUGGCUGAUGAGAAAUUGGGAUCUGAUGUGAAGAAAGAAGAGGUAAAAGGGAUUGUGAAAGUAGCACUGCUGUGCACCAGUGCCACUCCAUCACUGAGGCCAACCAUGUCUGAAGCUCUUGGUAUGCUUGAAGGGAGGAUUCGUGUUCCAGACGAACUCCCAGAGGCCAGUACAUACCCUGAAGAUUUGAGGCUUAAGGCCAUACAAGACCUUCGUCGUGAAAGACAAAGCUCCAACUCUGGUACUGGUGGCAACUUUGCCGAGUCAUCGUCUUCCCAGAAUCUUGGAGCCAGUUUGGAAUCCGAGACACCGGGAAACUCUCUCUACUAAUCAUUACUAUGGCAGUUCAGUCAAUAAACCAGAGACGCGGCCUAAGUUUGGUGGCAAGGUUCUGUAAAUGUGAUGGCAACUAUUUCACUUUUGUCAUAUAUGUAAUGAGGGAACUGAAGAACUCCUCUUUUAAGCAAUAUUACUUGAGGUUCCUUUUCCGAUUUUGAGUUGUAAUUUACUCAGUUAUAUAUCUUAGAUCAUCAGUUAUAGUUUAGUCUUUUU